Messenger RNA from Scheffersomyces coipomensis, 732 nucleotides. RefSeq names its product histidine phosphatase family protein. Gene Ontology annotation, biological process: ribose phosphate biosynthetic process. The transcript has a single exon. Gene Ontology annotation, molecular function: sedoheptulose-bisphosphatase activity. The record is from RefSeq and is a predicted model, not a curated record. Lineage: Eukaryota; Fungi; Ascomycota; Pichiomycetes; Serinales; Debaryomycetaceae. Bases 1 to 732 code for a protein of 243 amino acids.
AUGACAACAGCUAAAGUUUGUACUCCAAGAGUUAUAUUUGUUCGUCAUGGACAAACUGAAUGGUCGAAAUCAGGUCAACAUACUUCAACUACUGAUUUAGAAUUAACUCCCUUUGGAGUUAAACAAAUGAGAAAUACCGGGAAACAUUUGAUUGGGAAAUCUUCUUUCCAAUUGAUUAAACCAGGUGAUAUCACUCAUAUUAUCGUUAGUCCAAGAACUAGAGCUCAACAAACAGUUCAAUUAUUAACUGAAGAUUUAGAUGAUAUUCAAAAAGCAAGAAUACCCAUUAUAAUAGAUGAAGAUAUUAGAGAAUGGGAAUAUGGAGAUUAUGAAGGUAUGAAAACUAAAGAAAUUAGAGAUUUAAGAAAAAAAAGAGGGGUUGAUGGUCCUGAUCAUGAUUGGGAUAUUUGGGGUGAUGGUUGUGAAAAUGGUGAAGAUUAUAAACAAGUUACAGAAAGAGUUGAUAGAGUUAUUGAAAAAAUUAAAGUUAUCCAUCGUAAAUCAAUUCGUGAAAAUACUACAAGUGAUAUCUUAGUAGUUGCUCAUGGUCAUAUUUUAAGAUGUUUUGCAGCAAGAUGGGUAAAUAGAGAAAUUAAUUGUAAUCCAUCAUUUAUGGUGGAUGCAGGUGGGGUUGGUGUAUUAAGUUAUCAACAUCAUAAUUGUAAUGAACCUGCUUUAUUCUUAGCUGGUGCCUUUGUGGUACCGGUUGAAGAAGAAGGUGCCGACUUAUAA